AUGAACUUGAACCAAAUAGAGGCUAAAUUUAAAGAGCUUCAAGACCGUGAGAGACAAAGAAGGAUGAUGAAUGCUACGCAUGCAGGCGGACUUACAGGGUCUAAGAAAGUGGGCACAAGCUCGUAUUUUGAAGAAGUUAUGAACGAUUUUUAUAUCGUGAGAGAUACUGAGAAGAACUGGAAUGACAUGGGCAUGGAUAAGAACACCCACCACCAGAGCCAACAGUUUUUAGCCAAUGCAAUUAACCAUGUGACCAAGAAGAUGAAACCAAUAUUUCAUAAUAAGAAACUGACAAAUCAGAAAAUAAAAGCAUCUGCCCUCCAUGUAGAUAGGAAGAAAGUUAAAGAUAAAGUAGAAAGCGCACAGAGUGGUAAAAGAAUCUCCAGGGCUUUUAAAACUUCAGAAAAGAUUGAUGAAUUCAAUGAAUCUGCUGAAUUUGAAUCAAAUACAUGCAGAACUAACAAUCAUAAGGAGUCAAAGAAGGGUAGAUUAGCCAAAAGUCGCUUCUCGAGCGGAUCUAAUAUUGGAGAAGAUCAGCCACUCAGCCCUUCGAGGGCAAUGUCAACUCAUAAUCUUCUCAACGUUGAAGCUGACUUAAAGAACUUGCAGGAUAAUAUUCAGAUUGACGAGAAGAUGUUCAGAAACUGGAACAUGAAAACUGUGGAUAAACGAGCAAAGGUCAGGAAUGAAGCAGCUACUAUGAUUCUCAAAUAACCAACGUAAGCAUAAAAUUGGCUCCCUUGAGAGACCCAGGAUGAAGAAGAUUAGAUACCUCUUAGACCCAAUAAAAUAAAGUGAAAAAUGUUGUUGAGGGUGAGAUUCAGAUCCAUAGUUUUCCAAUGAAUAACAACGAUUUCUCAGCAGUUCCCAAAAUUUACAACAUUCCAAAGAACAAUUAUGAUGAUCGAGGUCUUGAGAAAAUCAAUGAAAAGGCUAAAAUUGAGGUUACCAAGCACAUGAACAACCCUAGAGGUAAGACUCGAAACAUUGAUGAAAAUCCUACAAAGAAACUGACUUGUGUCAAGACUGAGAAGGAACCCCUCAAGGUCCCUGAAGAGGAGAAGGUCUUCCAAAUUUUUGGAAAUGAGGCUAUUAUUAAUAACCCAUCAUCUAAUACCACUAAGGUAAAGUUUUACUCAAAGCCCAACACUCAGAGGGACAGAAAUACUGACCUGGAAGAACUUGAUAUAAGCAAUAAGACCCAGACUAAGCUCCCCACUGUGAUUCUUUCCCAAAGGAAUCCUCCGAAUUUUGACAAGAAGGGACAUACAACUGAAAGAUUCAUGAAGAAAGAUAAGAAGGUAUAUGAAGAUCUUAAGAGAAAACCUUUCAAAUCUGUAUCAGAGUAUUUUAAGAUUCUUGAGGCUAAGACUGGGGUAAAAUUUGACCAUCCCAUGAACUCUCCACCAAGGAAGAUGGACUCAAGCUUGCUAGUACGAAAUCAUCCAAACAAGACUAGAGAAAACCUGAUACAAGAAAAUGUGCUGUUGUUCAAGCACAAGGGUGGCGAUACUCCUGAAUCAAUUCGGUUAGAGAAUAUUAUCAAUACGAAACCUAGAAGAGUAGAAGAUGCAGGUGAGGAUGGUUUGAUGCUCGCUGGACAUAACCCUCAUUGGAAACUACUCCAGUCAGGAUUCAUCCAGCAAAACACUCAUGGAGAUAUUGGACAUUUCAUGGAUUUUAAUGAUUACUCUGAAAUAGAUAAGCAUCUCAGAAUGGCUAUCAAUGAAGCAAGAAAACUUGAGACUCAGCAUUCCUUCACUAAUGAGAUUCCAAGGUCAAUUUUAAGAUCUGUAAAGAAGCAUGGAAAGGUGUGCACUGCAAAGAGACAUUUUAAGAGCAAACCCAGAGGGGAACCUUCUGCUUUUGCCUCCCACACAGAGACUAGACAGGCUCCUUCCAAUACUCCGAGCAGUAUUGCACCUGAGCUGGUUCCUAAGUUUAGUACUUAGACACCUAAACUUAGUAGGAAAGUUCGGUUUCAGGUAGAAAAGAGCAGUUAAAUUUUUGAAAAAUUCAAACCAAU
This is a messenger RNA of Moneuplotes crassus, 2026 nucleotides long. NCBI's taxonomy places the organism in Eukaryota, Ciliophora, Spirotrichea, Euplotida, Euplotidae. The record is from the annotation of a GenBank genome assembly.